Cladophialophora psammophila CBS 110553 is the source of this 1653-nucleotide messenger RNA. RefSeq lists its product as uncharacterized. NCBI's taxonomy places the organism in Eukaryota, Fungi, Ascomycota, Eurotiomycetes, Chaetothyriales, Herpotrichiellaceae. Bases 1 to 1653 code for a protein of 550 amino acids. Gene Ontology annotation, molecular function: exopolyphosphatase activity. The record is from RefSeq and is a predicted model, not a curated record. Gene Ontology annotation, cellular component: cytoplasm. The transcript has a single exon.
AUGUCCGACCUUCCCCUGGACAAGAAUCACAAGAACGGGGAGGGCAGUAUGCCUUCAAUGACGUCUUAUCUCUCGCGCAUGAGGAAUCUAGCCCUCGGCAGUGGUGUGGCUUCAAAGUCUUCACAUUCUGUCAAUGGGGUAUCGCAGAGGCUGGUCCUUGUAAUGGGGAAUCCAUCUGCAGACCUGGACAGCUUCAUCUCCGCUGUUGAGACCUCCUUUUGGUAUAAUCUAGUAGCGGACAAGGCGGCUCAUCCUAGGAAAACCGCUUACGUACCGAUUUUGAAUCUUCCGUCAGUCAAAGCAAGUGACUUGUGGAGACUUCGGCCGGAGUUUGGGGUCGCUCUAAGAUUGGCUCUGGGGGAGUCGCCGGACACCGUCGGUAAAGGGGAGCGAACGCAGGGCAAUACUGAUGUGUUGAAUGAACUUAUCACCAUCGCGGACAUCAAGGAUGAUGAGGGAUCAGCACUACAGAAACUAUUCCUCGACUCUAGGAAUUCAGAAACACAGUCCUCAGAUUCAACCGAGAAACAAUCCCUCUUUCUAGUCGACCAUAAUUCUCCGUCAAUACCUGGCUUGUCCAAUGAAACCAUAUCUGCCAAAUUUACCGUAUCAGGCUGCAUCGACCAUCAUGUCGACGAACGCUACGUCUCCCAGGAUGCAGAUCCAAGGAUCGUCAAGACUGGGAUAGGGAGCUGCACCAGUCUUGUGGUUAAGCAUCUCCGAGAGCAGGGCAUCUGGCCUUCUUCCGAAUCCCAAAACUUGGGAGGACAGAUUUCAAGCCCGCAGGUCGACCCAGAAGUAUUGCAGCAGAUAUCUAAACUUGCACUCGCUCCCAUCCUUAUCGAUACCUGGAACCUGAGGGCCAAGGGCGACAAAUGCUCCGACACGGACAGGGAAGUUGUGCGCUUUCUCGAAUCAGUGGUCUCAACCACGGCGGCCCAGUCGGGUUCAAAAUCGCCGCGGUCAUCGUCGCUGCCACAACACUCCGAGCCGGCGGCGGAGUGGGACCGCGACGCCUUCUUCUCUUGCAUCGCCACGGCAAAGGCCAACUCGCUGGACCUCCUGACCAUGCAGGAGGUGUUCGAUCGCGACUACAAGGCCUGGACCGAGCGCACUACUAGCUCCAGCUCUAGCUCUAGUUCCCGCUCCUCGACAUCGUCCGGCAAGGAAAUCAACAUCGGCAUUUCCAGCCUCGUGAAGCCUCUUUCCUGGCUGAUCUCCCACGCAGCCACCGCCCGCGGCGACAACGGCGCCGAAGGCGACGGCCGUGGAGACGGUGGUGGAAGUGCACGUGACGCUGUUACCGCAUUCCUUUCCGAGGUCGAAAAGUUCGCCUCCGCCCCAGACAGGCAGCUGGGCGUGUUCUGCAUGCUCACGCGCACGCCGGACGGCAGGAAAGAGGUCGCCGUGCUGGUGCUGGACGAGGCCGCAAAGGGCGCGCUCGACGAGUUCGAGCGGAAUUCCCGCGACGAGCUGCAAUUGGCCGAGUGGGCUGCCGAGGACAAUAGUAACGUCAAGGGCCUUGGCCUUGUGGAGGGACUAAGCAGGACGUUCGGCGGGAAGGGGGAGUGGAAGAUCUGGUGGAUGGGCGAUACGAGCAAGAGUCGCAAACAAGUCGGGCCGCUAUUGAGAGAGGCCGUGAGACGUAUCUAG